GUGAAUGAGGACUCUGAUUUGCCACCAGUCAUCCACGGCAUCCCUGAUCUGAAGGAAUCUGAUGGAGAACAAGUCAACAGGCAAAAGGAGAUUCAAGCAGGGAAGUUAGGGAAGAUUUCUUCAAGUACACAAGGAGAUAAAAGUGCAAGAAGAAGAGUUAAAGAUAGAGAUUUAAGUGUGCAUAGAGUCCUAAAACGAGCAGAGAAUCAUGAGUACCUUUGGGUACAGCAGGGAGCUAAAGAAGUACGAGGAAGUGGACGAAGACGAGCUGCUGGCAACUCUGUCCUCUGAGGAACUCCAGGAGCUGGAGAGGGAGCUGGCCGACCUUGAUGACAACAUCCCCAUCGGCCUGAGACAGAAAGACCAGACUGCCAAAACUCCAACGGGGACCUUCGACAGGGACUCUUUGCUGAAAUACUGGGAGGACGAGAACAAGAAGCUGGUGCAGGACGAGAGGAUGGAGUCCAAUGGCAGACAGGAGGGACGCUCAGAUAAGAGCAGAGGGGAGCGAGUGACUGUGACCGCCAGUGACGCCAGCAAGACUCCGGACCAUGACAGGAAGAGGAUUUCACAAAAGGGGAAGAAAGUGCAGAGUGUCUUUAGCAAAAAGGAUGCAAAGGAAGAUGAGGUGGAAAAGAAAGAUCAGUGUAAAAAAGAGGCUCAGAACAGAUGUAAAUUUCCUCAGAAGAACGGUCUGUCGAAAUGUUCGAGGAGUGAAUCGGGGAGGACUGAAACCAUAAACCAAAAUCUGAAUGCAACCACUGACAGAGCAAGUGGAAACCCGACAGUCAUCGACAAAACUCUGGAGCAGAUUCUGUGUGAUGAUCCCACAAUGAGUGAAGUCAACCUCAACAACAUCGAAGACAUUUCCCAGGAAACCUUACUUCGUUUCGCUGAGGCCCUGUGCACAAACACUCACGUCCACAUUUUUAGCCUUGCCAACACCCAUGCUGAUGACCGGGUUGCUUUUGCCAUCUCCAAGAUGCUCCGUGAAAACCAGUUUAUCAGAAACUUGAACAUAGAGUCCAACUUCGUGUCUGGCCAGGGUAUCCUGGCUCUUCUGGCGGCGCUGCAGCACAACAGAACCCUGGUGGAGCUUCGCUUUCACAACCAGAGGCACAUCUGCGGGGGGAAGGUGGAGAUGGAGAUGGUCCAGCUGCUGAGGGAAAACACCACUCUCCUCAAGCUCGGUUACCAGUUCGACCUACCGGGCCCGAGGAUGACAGCGACCAGCAUCCUGACGCGCAACCAAGACCAACAACGACAGAGGAGGCUCCAAGAGAAGACAGAACAGAGUCCUCCAGAGGUGUCAGCACAAGGUUCUGGUUCAUCUGCAGAAAAAAGACCACCAAAGAAGCCGUCUCAAACUUCUAAAACUGUUGAAAAUCAGAACAGAAAUCAUCCUCCUCCGUCUCUAGACCCGCCGACAAGGAAGAUUGCUGACAUGGUCAAACAGCACGAAGGCUCGAACAGUGUAAAGACUCAGUCAAACCAAAGGAAACCCAAGUCAAAGAAGCUCAAGAACGGUGCCAAUGAAAAGGAGAGCGCAGAUAUUCUCAAAGAUCUGAAAAACUCCUUGAAGCCGUCUCUGCAGAAGAGACGAGAUGAAUCAUCACAUCUGCCACCGCCGCAAAGGUCAAGCCGCGAUGACCUGAUGGCGGCAAUUCGUGGGAGCAGCAUCACAUCCUUAAAAAGGGUGGAUCUGUCACAGGCCUGAACUCACCUGCUGAUCACACUUGAACUCUUCUCACUUUGUAUUGAAAUAUUUUAUUUUUAUUUCACACCAAAUGUCACUUUUUAACAGCAUCUUAUUUAACUUGUCACACAGCUUAGCAGCAGACGGCAUUUCUGUGUAUUUCAGAUUGUAUUGUUGUAUUUUGUCUACUGUGAAUACUGAUGUGUAGAGGAAUAAAGUUUAAGAUUGACUUAGUCUACAUGUUCGUUGAAACUAAAUGCAUAAAUACUUUUCUGAGA
Dicentrarchus labrax (European seabass) is the source of this 1974-nucleotide messenger RNA. It is a transcript of the gene lmod2a, whose product is annotated as leiomodin 2 (cardiac) a. NCBI's taxonomy places the organism in Eukaryota, Metazoa, Chordata, Actinopteri, Moronidae. The record is from RefSeq and is a predicted model, not a curated record. The transcript has 3 exons. Gene Ontology annotation, cellular component: striated muscle thin filament; myofibril. Gene Ontology annotation, molecular function: actin binding; tropomyosin binding. Bases 209 to 1717 code for a protein of 502 amino acids. Gene Ontology annotation, biological process: myofibril assembly; muscle contraction; pointed-end actin filament capping.